AUGGCGUCAUCAUGUGCAACAGACAGUCAACUCCUUCUUUCCCAACAUUUCAGGGCCCAGACUAUGAUGAAGGGCCGUCUGAGUGGAGCCCAGAAAGGCCACUCGCUGCUCAAAAAGAAGGCAGAGGCCCUCCAGAUGCGCUUCCGAAACAUCCUUGGUAAAAUCAUUGAAACAAAGACCCUGAUGGGAGAUGUAAUGAAGGACGCUGCGUUCUCCCUGGCUGAGGCGAAGUUUGCAUCUGGCGGCGACUUCAACCAGAGUGUGCUACAGAAUGUGACCAAGGCUCGCAUCAAGAUCAGGAGCAAGAUGGACAAUGUCGCAGGUACCAACCUCCCGGUGUUUGAGAGUUUCGAGGAUGGAGUAGACCAGUACGAGCUUACAGGUCUCUCUCGAGGUGGCCAGCAGAUGGCCAAGCUCAAGAUCAACUACAAGAGAGCCAUUGAACUGCUUGUGGAUCUGGCAUCUCUGCAAGCCUCCUUCGUCACGCUUGACAAUGUUGUGAAGCUCACCAACCGUCGUGUGAACGCCAUUGAGCACGUCAUCAUUCCACGUUAUGAACGUACCCUUGCCUACAUCAUCUCUGAGCUUGACGAACUGGAGAGAGAGGAGUUCUACCGCCUCAAGAAGAUCCAGGAGAAGAAGAAACAGGCGAGAGACAAGGCAGAGAAAGAGAAAGCUGCUUUGAAGGCAGCAGGUCAGCUAAAGGAGGAAGAGGGAAGAAACAUGAUCGUUGAUGAUAAUGAUGAAGAUUUGCUCUUCUAGAUUCAGGGAUUUUUUUCUAUUGUCAUUAUGUCAUACGUGCCAGCAUUGCACAAAGUGAAAAUUGAAGUAUGAUCAUAAAAAAAUUAAUUUUAUUAUGUAGAUAAUAUUGUGUUGUGAAGUUUUCUUUGGAGAUAAUCGACAUUGAUAUCAUUGUUCCUUUGAUAUCAUAGGUUUUGGGUACCAAUGGUUUCAGCAGUGUAACAUUUUGUAACAUAUGAAUAGAAUUUAUGUAUUGUAUUUUUUUCUUGAAAAAUAAGAAUAGAAAGGCAUCUUCUUCAUUUCCAAAUUUCAUAACAUACAUAGUUUUUGAAGAAUUUAUUUUGAUUUUCAGUUGUGAAAGAAUUAGAAUUGGGUGUAUCAUCAUUGUGGAUAUAGAAAUUAAAAACUAUAUAGAGAAUAGCUUCCAAUUGGGGAUGUGCUUGUAAUAAUUUAUGUCUUCGUAUGCAUGAGUUGAAGUGCAAAAUGUGUUUCAAAAUAAAAAUAUGCUGGAGUAUUAUAUAAGUAUGUAAAUAGCCUUAUAAUACUCUUUGUUUUCUUGAGUUGUUAUGAAAGAGAUUAUAUUAUAUUGAAGGAAUAUUACAUUUAUGUGCUCAACAUUCCAUUUCCGUAGAUCACUGAUUAUAGUUGAUUUAUUAGUAUUGUAUGACAGUAAUCUUAACCCAAUCUGCAUGGAUGGUAAUACAUGCCAUGCCCACUGUAAAAUAAGUUUAUUUAUUGUAUUUACUUGUAGAUGGCUCCACAAGUGCCCAUUCACCAAGGAGUCUGUUAUUAGUCCUACCUAUCUCACCUGUUUAUCCUUUUCCUUGACUUUUGGAAAGGGUCUCUUGUAAGAUUUUAAUAACCAUUAAAUAAUCAUAACUCCAGCAAUAAUAAUAACCAUAUUGAUAUCAAUUGCAUUAAAAAGAAAAACACAUUUUCCUGCCAAUUCAAGGAAUGGGGAAAUCAGGAUCAAUUACUAGGGCCUACUGAUAGACUCCUUGCCAGCUGAGCACAUGUUGAGCCAUCUAUAUGUAACAAAAUUUACAGAAAACUACAGGGGACUGAACAUAAAUCCAUUGUGGUUGGGUUAAUAAAUGUAAACCUUUCUCAGUCUAAUAAAUUCAAUUUAGUAACAGUUUUUACCUUGGCUUUUGUAUUGUGCAUGAAUAAAAUGUUAAACCAAUUUAUGAAAUUUCUAAGAUGCAAAUAUAAUAAUGUAACUUGACAAAUAUCUCAAUGAGAGCUGUAGUAAGGGAGUUAGUAAGUGCAUUUUUCAUGGAACAUGAUAAAGUCCUUUGUAAAAGUUUUUUUUUCUUUAAUGCCCCAUAAUAAUGUAUAUUAUUUUUCUUUUCUUGUGUUCCCUCCCCACCCCUUUUUAUUUCAAAUAGCAUUGUGAAUACUUGAUGGGCUUGUAUAUAUGUUGUGUAUUAAAGAUUAUAAACAGU
Penaeus indicus is the source of this 2186-nucleotide messenger RNA. RefSeq names its product V-type proton ATPase subunit D-like. Lineage: Eukaryota; Metazoa; Arthropoda; Malacostraca; Decapoda; Penaeidae. Gene Ontology annotation, cellular component: proton-transporting V-type ATPase complex. Gene Ontology annotation, molecular function: proton-transporting ATPase activity, rotational mechanism. The record is from RefSeq and is a predicted model, not a curated record. Bases 1 to 762 code for a protein of 253 amino acids. The transcript has 5 exons.